Messenger RNA from Hypomesus transpacificus, 2341 nucleotides. RefSeq names its product acidic residue methyltransferase 1 (gene dcph1). Gene Ontology annotation, cellular component: nucleus; cytoplasm. Gene Ontology annotation, biological process: DNA damage response. Lineage: Eukaryota; Metazoa; Chordata; Actinopteri; Osmeriformes; Osmeridae. The coding region runs from base 23 to 1381 and encodes 452 amino acids. Gene Ontology annotation, molecular function: phosphatase activity. The transcript has 5 exons. The record is from RefSeq and is a predicted model, not a curated record.
CUUUUCCUGGUUGCAUUGAAUCAUGGCGUCUGUUCAAUCUCUGCACCAGGGAGUCCCACCAGCCCUGUCUGCUAAAGUUGUUGAGUCAUUUGCAUAUUUGACAGUGAGGGACAGGUUUCCGACUAUCUUGACAAGGGUCAUUGACACCAUCCACCGCAGUAAGAACAAGUUCUUCGAGGAAUAUGGAGAGGAAGGUGUCCAGGCUGAGAAAAGGGCCAUCUCCUUCCUGUCCAAGCUGAGGAAUGAGAUGCAGACAGACAAGCCUGUGCUAGCCCUCUCUGAUGGCCUGGAGGACACAGACUCCUGGAACCAGUACCUGCUGAGACAACAGAGCCUGAUGGGCGACCAGGACUCUGUCAGCUGGUUCAAAUCCCCCUGGCUCUAUGUGGAGUGCUACAUGUACCGCCGGAUACAUGAGGCCAUCUGGCUCAAUCCACCUAUAUGUGACUUCGAUGCGUUUAAUGAAGGAAAGACCCAGAGUUACUUUGAAUCCCAGCAGGCUGUGAUAGCCCUGUGUACGUACCUGCAGGGGCUCCACAGAAACAUGGGUGAGCUGUCAGAGAGCCACUUACUGGAGCAGUUUCUCAAACUACUGCAGGUUUCUCUGUGGGGAAACAAGUGUGACUUGUCCAUCUCUGCUGGUCAGGAUAACUCCCAGAAAGCCAAUCCAAUCGACUCUCUCGCUGACCUCCGACCUUUCAUCCUUGUGGAUGACUCCAACAUGGUGUGGUCGACCUUGACCUCGGCUCAGAGACACGGGGAGGACGGCCAGCACUCGGCUGGGAGGGUGGACAUCGUCCUGGACAACGCUGGCUUUGAGUUGAUCACCGACCUGGUCCUGGCCCACUUCCUGAUCUCCUCAGGUCUAGCACGCGAGGUCCGUUUCCAUGGUAAAUCUAUCCCUUGGUUUGUCUCCGAUGUCACUGCUCAUGACUUCCAGUGGACCAUUCGCCAGACUCUUGCAGCCAAUCACAAGUGGAUGUCCAAGAGUGGCGCAGAGUGGCAGAGCUUGGUGCGGGAGGGAGUGUGGUCCUAUCACGACCACCCAUUCUGGACGCUGCCCCACGAGUACUGUGACAUGGCAGCAGACGCUCCCGACCUUUAUGCAACACUGCAGGGAGCUGACCUGAUUAUUUUCAAAGGAGACCUGAAUUACAGGAAGCUGGUUGGUGAUAGGGACUGGGAGCACACCGUGCCAUUUGAUAGGGCCCUGCGAGGGUUUGGGCCCGCCCCUCUCUGCAGCCUGCGGACUCUGAAGGCCAACGUGCAGGUAGGGCUGCAGCACGGGCAAGGGGAGAACCUCAGUGUCCAAGAGCCUGGCUGGAUGACCAGCGGCAAGUAUGCUGUGGUCCAGUUUUUCAGCCCACACCGGGAACAAUAGGACUGUCACUUGAAGCAAUGUCAUAAAUGCAAGUCUUUAUUUGGGUAAAGGUUGUGUCUCAAUACUUUUCUUAAACCUCCUUUCUUUGUGCAGUUGUCUACAUGAGCAUGGUUAGCAUUUAGCAGGGCAAAGGAUGGAACACAUGAAAUUAGGUUUGAGAUGCUGCUGUGGGCUGAGUUGAGGACAUCUAGUGAAAGAGAAUAGUGCUACUAGUCUGUUAAUGGUUGAAAUAAAAACAUUGUUCCUAGUGCUUAAGAUAGUCGACUAAGAGUAGGAAUGGUAAGAUGGCAGUGCUAGGAUAAACACACACAGCUGACUCCUGCUCUGUAGUGUUUCAACUUUAUGCACAGUAUUAUUACAGCACCUCGGAAACCAUUUUGUUUAUUAGUCUAUUUUGAAUCCACAAAUGAAUUUAUCAACCAAACAGUUCUGUAUUUUCAGUAGUAUCCUUUGUUAGUCUGUGCGCUUUAUUCAGACAUGAUGUUUACAUACGAGAUCAUACCAAUUGUUGAAAUAAAUAUCUUUCGUUUAAACUUUUGAAUCCCAAGCCAUACUUUUGGAUUACAAUGGAUACAUUUUGAUACUUCAUUAGUUGCAUGAGAUUUAAAUCUCAAAAUGAAACGGCAUUAAGACUGGAUCUUUUCUUCAAACUUUAAAGUUCAACUUUGAGUUUGAAUUCAGGUUUUAAUGUCUGUGGGAUUUCUGUCUCAUCAAAAUGUUGAAAUGUUGCAUGUGCUGUUGUAAUGCAUGUAUCAGGGUUCAGUAUCAAGAUAUUACAUGUUACAAGUGAAUGAGUAAAUAUCAUGUGGACAUUAAAUAAGUUGAGCCGAUUAAUCGCUACUGUCAAGAGGUCAAUGUAACAAUAACAUAGUCUACAUAUAUACUGUGUACCUGUUUAAGGAAGAUCCUCAAAACCUAUGUAAUACAGUUGAUUAAAAGGGUUCUGACUGUCUAGAUUGU